Messenger RNA from Penicillium cinerascens, 1560 nucleotides. Its product is annotated as tetrahydrofolylpolyglutamate synthase. The record is from RefSeq and is a predicted model, not a curated record. Gene Ontology annotation, cellular component: cytosol; cytoplasm; mitochondrion. The transcript has 3 exons. Gene Ontology annotation, biological process: tetrahydrofolylpolyglutamate biosynthetic process. Bases 1 to 1560 code for a protein of 519 amino acids. Gene Ontology annotation, molecular function: tetrahydrofolylpolyglutamate synthase activity; ATP binding. Lineage: Eukaryota; Fungi; Ascomycota; Eurotiomycetes; Eurotiales; Aspergillaceae.
AUGGGAGAAUGGAACACGAAACCACAAUCCAGUCAGUUAUAUCAGAAUGCACUUCAUCGACUGAACCGCCUACGCACGAAUUUUGAAUCAAGACAACUGACGAUUGCACUCAACUACCGGAACUUGCUCAUAGAGCAGAUGCUAAGCUGGUGCAAGGAAAUUGGGUAUCAGCCUGCCGACUUUAACGCGUUGAAUGCCAUCCAUAUCGCUGGCUCCAAAGGCAAAGGGUCCACGGCAGCCUUUGUCUUCUCAAUUUUGGCGGAAUACUUGACCGAUAAUGCUGCUGAAGAAGAAACCGCCACGCUCAGAAAGAUCGGUCUCUAUACAUCGCCGCAUCUGCGCAGCGUGCGGGAAAGGAUCAGAAUUCAAGCAUCACAAACAAGAAAAUUUGAAGAGACACCUCUUGACGAGAUCAAGUUCUCCCAGUACGUAUCGGAAAUAUGGGCCCGACUGGGGAUGGACAACCGAUCAACCUCCCAGAGUCCACCAUUUGCCAGAUUUCUCACACUGGUGGGCCUCCACGCAUUCAUCCAGGAAGGAGUAGACACUGCGGUUGUUGAGGCCUGCAUCGGAGGACGGUUCGAUUCGACCAAUAUUCUCUGCCAGCCCAGCGUCUGUGCUAUCACCAGUCUCGGGCUUGAGCAUACCGAUAUACUAGGUUCUACCAUCGAGGAAAUUGCAUGGGCCAAGGGCGGAAUUAUGAAACCAGGCGUUCCAGUGUUCACCGUACCACAAGAACCUGAGGCCUUGGCCAUUUUGCAGGAACUGGCAAUGAAAGAAAAUGCAGAUCUGCGAGUGGUCACGACACAUCCGGACUUAAAAUACAUCGAUCUCGGUCUCGCAGGAGACUUUCAACGGAUUAAUGCUAGUCUGGCUGUGGCUGUAGCCGCGGAACAUCUUUCUCGAAUGGGAUAUGAGAACAUUCCAGAGAUUGAAAAGUUGGUUCUGUCUCCGCUGCCCGAUAAAUUUCGCCGAGGUCUUGAACGGGCGCAAUGGCCGGGACGUUGUGAGACACGCGACCAUCUUGGGAGUCGAUGGUUGCUUGAUGGGGCGCAUACCAUGGAGAGUAUCGAGGCUCUGGGUGUCUGGGUAGCCAAAAAGAUGGCGGUGGAACCAGGGGCUAGGAGGGUCCUGAUCUUCAACCAACAGAUCAAAGAUGCUACUGCGCUUCUUCGUCAUCUUCGCCGAAUCACCACUUCGGCAAUGUCGCAAUGGCUCAAUUCCGAAGAAGUGGUUUUUCAUCAAGCGAUUUUCUGUACCAAUAUCCCAUGGGAACAUUAUGACGCCCCCGAUGCUGAAAGGGUCUCUAUGACAUACUCCGGAGCCUCAGAGGAGGGUCUCAAGGUGCAGAAUGAAUUAGCGGCUCAUUGGAUGCAGAUCAGCGGCGGACAUUCAGCGGUCGCUGUGGUACGAACAGUAGAAGAGGCCAUUCGAUGCGUAGCUGAUAGUGGUGAUCCCAGCUUUUGUAGGGAUCGAGAGCAUAUCGAUGCGAUAGUGUUGAUAACUGGAAGUCUUCAUCUGGUGGGAAGUGCCCUGGAGGUGUUGGAUACGAUAUCAUGA